AAUAGCAAUCUGAAAAACAAUGAGGAAGUCACCGGCUAGGCUCAGAAACCGGUCAGAGCAGCAAAGAAGCUUGGAAACCUUCAUAAACGAUCCGGACCGUCGACCAGAUAUGGCGACUUCACGCCCCUCAGAGAACCUGUUGAAGUUCAUCUGUGAGCUUCAGCCUGAACCUGGUGCUGUGCAGAUGUUCAAAGGGGACGACCAGAGUCUCAGCGUGGAUUAUGAGUCUGUGUCAGUCGUCAUUCCUGCACAAUGCAGCGUUCAUCAGCUGCGGCUGCGCAUCUGUGCGCAGGCACAAGAACAAAACUGUCUCACAGAUCCGUUUGCUAUACUGGAUCCCAAGAAGUAUGCACUGCUGUAUGCCCGAGAUGAUGAUUUGUAUGAGGCCUACGAUGACUGUCAGGUUCUCAGGACGUUGGACAUUCCAUGGUCAAAGGAGGACUCCUGCUGUCUGUCGGCGUACAUACUUGUAAAACCUAUGGUGGUGGUGGUUGAUACCGAGGAGAUGAAGAGACAGCAGCAGAGUUUGACUUACCUGGUGGGACACGACUUGGAGGAAGACGCCACUGACAGACUUGAUGAGCUCACGUUCACUCGCAGGAAGCUGGCGUCACUAAGAAGACAGGAGCUGAGGAAUCGGGAUGAUGUGCAGUACACCACGGAUCCCUGGGUAACAUCUGCCCCCAUCACCGAUGAGCUCCAGGAAUGGCUCAACAGACGGCUCCCAGUCACUUUUCACUACAUGAGCAAGAUCAGCUUCAGUGUAGAGGUUGAUAUUAAUGCAACACCUGAAGUUCUUCUCCAGGUUUUUGUAAAAGUGAUAGAAGACCAAGGGCUUGAAUGUGAUACCAGUAAGGAUCUGGUGUUGAAGGUUACAGGCAGGGAAGAAUAUUUCACUGGAAACCACACCCUCAUCAAUUUUCUGUGGGUUCGCCGGUGUUUGAUCACCAACCAGGAACUCCACCUGUCAGUGCUUCCUGUGUCCCACGUCGUGCCUGAAACUGUCCAGUUUGUGGACUGGCCGCUAGUUGAUGGUUUCAGUGGAAAGUUCAGCUCACACAACGACCUCACGCUCCAGGAGAAGGAUCUGGACGACAUCUUCAUGAUAUCCUUGUGGGACUGCAACAGGAAGUUUAGAGUCAAACUGCUCGGUUUUGACAUUCCUGAAAUGCCAAACAAAAGCCAGCAGAUGGUUUAUGUCGAAGCGUCCUUACUUUAUGGUAACAAGUCCAUGUUUUCCGUGUCCUCCUCUGCCAAGCUCUUGGCGGAUGAAGUGCUGUGGAAUGAGUGGUUGGACUUUGAUGUUCUGCUCAGUGAUCUGCCGCGUGGAGUCAAGCUGAGUCUCACCAUCAACGCAAAAGACAGUGACACGACGUCGGCAGCCAAAGAGCAGAAGCAGAGCUCAACCAACAAGGCAUCCGAGUCCCUGAAGAUCAAAGGCAACGUCCUCUUCUUCGUCAGUCUCUUACUCAUUGAUCACAGAUCUGUGCUGAGCCAGGGUCCCUUCACCCUGCACAUGUGGCCUUACCUUCACAAGGAGCACGAUCAGGCCGACAGGCUGUCCUCUGCAACCAACCCGGACAAAGCCAACUCCAUGGCCAUCAGCAUCCUGCUGGACCGCUACAGAUUCCCUGUGGUCCUCCCAAAUGCCUUCAGUGACAAUGCCCCUUCCUCCAGUGCUUCCCUCUUUUUACCGUCAUCCUCCAACACAGAUCCCCUCAGUCCUGAUGAGAGUAUCCCUCAGUUCACUGAUAGUCCUACUCUCAGAUCUCCAACUUCAGUUGCCAGCUGCAGAAGGAGGUCUUUUAAAAUGGGGAGUGUCCAAUAUUCCUCCAGUUUCCCUCAGUUCCUGCGCAAGGUUGAGUGGAUGAACCGCAAAGCGGUUGAAGACGUCCACUGGCUGCUGGAGAACUGGGAUCCUCUGGAAGUGGACCUGCCGGUGGCCCUGGAGCUGUUGAGUAUGGAUUUUGUAGAUGAGGUGGUGAGGAGACUUGCAGUGAAGAGACUGGAGGCCCUGUCCAACGACGACCUGCUCAUGUAUUUGCUGCAGCUGGUCCAGACCUUGAAGGUGGAACCGUUCCACGACAGCUUUCUGGCUCGGUACCUGAUCCAAAGAGCUCUGCGGAGCAAGAGAAUUGGCCAUUUCUUCUUCUGGUUCGUCCGCAGUGAGGUGGUCAGCGGUCAGUACUUCAGGGAGCGUAUGGCUGUGAUUUUGGAGGCCUACCUGCUGGGCUGUGGUGCAGCCAUGAUCAACAGCUUUAUCCAGCAGGUCCAGGCGGUGGAGGCCCUGCAGGAAGUGGCCAUAAGAAUUAAGAAUCUUUACCCUGACAAAACCAACCUGGAUUCCACAACUCCUCUCAAGCUGCAGGAGCUGCUCAGAAACAGUAAUCUGCCAAAUGAAUUCGUGCUUCCCUUUGACCCCCGGGUCAAAGCCGGAAAGAUCCUGCUGGAAAAUUGCAAGGUGAUGGCCAGCAAGAAGAAACCUCUGUGGCUGGAGUUUUCUCCCAUGCCUUCACCCAUCUCCUCCUCGCCUGUGGGGAUAAUCUUCAAAGAGGGGGACGACCUCAGGCAGGACAUGCUGGUCAUUCAGACGCUGGUGAUCAUGGAUUCCAUCUGGCAGGAAAAAUCUCUGGAUCUCAAUCUAAUUCCAUAUGGAUGCAUCGCCACAGGACACAACAUUGGCAUGAUUGAAAUAGUGAGAAAUGCGGUGACUCUGGCUGCGAUCCAGAAAAGCUUUGGGGGGUCUGCGGGAGCCUUUAAGAACAACGCUCUGUUUGAGUGGCUCAAGUCCAAGUGUCCCCUUCAAGAAAUACACUACAAGACAGUGGAGAGGUUUGUGAAGUCCUGUGCCGGGUAUUGUGUAGCCAUGUAUGUUCUGGGGAUUGGAGAUCGACACAACGACAACAUCAUGAUCACAGACCAAGGAAAUCUGUUUCACAUCGACUUUGGUCACAUUCUGGGAAACAGGAAGCAGUUUUUGGGCAUGAAGAGGGAGCGUGUGCCGUUUGUCCUCACUCCCGACUUCCUGUAUGUCAUGGGCCGCGUUAAGAGUCACAACAGCCUCUACUUUCAGAAGUUUGUGGACACCUGCAUCCAGGCAUAUCUCCUGCUGCGCCCCCACUCUCAGCUGCUGGUCACUCUCUUCUCGCUCAUGCUGCUCACGGGCAUCCCAGAGCUCAGCACCUCGGAGGACAUGCGCUACCUGAAGGAGGUGCUCCAGCAGGAGCAGACUGAUGCCGAGGCCAAGGAGCACUUUCUGCAGCAGAUCUCUGAAUGUCAAAAACAGGGCUGGACCGUGCAGACCAACUGGUGGAUCCACAUGGUGGCAGGUAUAAGGUAGACUCCACCCACCACCACCAUGCGGAGUGAAAGCGUGUGUUCAAUGCAAAACGAUUUAUAGUCUAAAUGAAGACGAAAAAAGUUAAGAGUCUAAAUGAACAAAUUGAAACCGACAAAUGAUUAUUCUUUUUAUGUUAUUGAAUUUUCUUUUUGAAGGUUUUCUUUUUGGCUUCCUUUUUUUCCUUUCAAUUCUGUUAACUUUCUAAGUUUGAAGUUUCUCUUUUUUCUUUCCAAUAAAGUCAUAAAGAUACAA
Molecule: messenger RNA, 3592 nt
Organism: Oryzias latipes (Japanese medaka)
Lineage: Eukaryota; Metazoa; Chordata; Actinopteri; Beloniformes; Adrianichthyidae
Product: phosphatidylinositol 4,5-bisphosphate 3-kinase catalytic subunit gamma isoform
Biological process (GO): cell migration; phosphatidylinositol-3-phosphate biosynthetic process; phosphatidylinositol-mediated signaling
Cellular component (GO): phosphatidylinositol 3-kinase complex, class IA; phosphatidylinositol 3-kinase complex, class IB; plasma membrane
Molecular function (GO): 1-phosphatidylinositol-3-kinase activity; 1-phosphatidylinositol-4-phosphate 3-kinase activity
Source: RefSeq, a predicted model, not a curated record